This is a messenger RNA of Dermacentor silvarum, 1830 nucleotides long. RefSeq names its product carboxypeptidase D-like. Bases 16 to 1641 code for a protein of 541 amino acids. Gene Ontology annotation, molecular function: zinc ion binding; metallocarboxypeptidase activity. The record is from RefSeq and is a predicted model, not a curated record. The transcript has 9 exons. Gene Ontology annotation, biological process: proteolysis. Lineage: Eukaryota; Metazoa; Arthropoda; Arachnida; Ixodida; Ixodidae.
GCAACGGCGCAAGCUAUGCAGGCACCGGGCUCGGAGGCUAAGCUGGGGCUAACGCUGGCCGCUGCCGCCGACGCCCCCACUCUGCGUGUGUGCCGCGCCGUCUGCUGUAGCUCGCGCAGUGUCGCGAGAGCCGCUGGUGCGUGCAUGGUCGGCCUCUCAGAACCGAGGCAGCAGCGCCGGCUCCGAUGGCCGGCGCCGCGGACUGCCUGUCCGCUGUUGCUGCUGUUGACGGCUCUCGCACUGACCUCGCCGGUCGAGAGCCUGCCGCAGCGGAGCAGCGGAGAAGAUCAACGCUCGGAGGAGUACCAUGGCUUCGAGUUCAAGCAUCACGACAACACUGAGUUGGCCGACGAGCUGCGUCGCGUGUCGCGUGCCUGUCCGGACAUCACCAACCUCUACGAGUUGGGUCACCGCAGCGUGCUGGGACAGCCCCUGUGGGUGCUCGAGAUGACCGACAGGCCUGGCGUCCACGAACUGUUGGAGCCCGAGACCAAGUAUGUGGCGAACAUGCACGGCAACGAGGUGCUCGGCCGCGAGCUGAUGUUGGCGCUGGCCUGGUACCUGUGCCACCGCUAUCGAGAGGGAGAUCCCGAAGUCACCGCGCUGCUGAACACGACGCGCAUCCACAUCAUGCCUAGCAUGAACCCUGACGGCUGGGACACGGCGGCCAAGUCUCCUCGUGAAGACUGGGUGAGCGGCCGCGCCAACGCCAUGGGCGUGGACCUCAACAGAGACUUUCCUGACUUGGAACGCAUUCUGCGAGACAACAACCUCCGGCGGAUCAAGCCAGACCACCUCUUCAAUGGAGAGCUCACUCACCCGGUCCAACCAGAGACAAAAGCCGUCAUGGAGUGGAUCUUGUCGUUGCCGUUCGUGUUGUCGGCGAAUUUCCACGGCGGUGCCUUGGUGGCAAACUACCCGUUUGACGACACGCUUGAUGGCUCUCAGAAAAAAUAUACAUCAGCGCCAGAUGACGCCACAUUUAGGCACCUGGCACAGACGUACGCAGCCAGUCACCCGCGCAUGAAGCUAGGCGAGACGUGCGGCGGAGACGCCUUCAGGGACACUGGAGGCAUCACCAAUGGAGCUGCAUGGUACGCUGUCGCCGGAGGCAUGCAGGACUUCAAUUACUUGGGCUCGAAUGAUUUCGAGAUCACAGUCGAGCUGGGCUGCCGCAAAUUCCCGUCAGAAUCUGAGCUCCGGAAGGAGUGGGAGGACAACAAGCAGGCGCUACUCAACUUUCUCUGGCAGGCACAAAUUGGAAUCAAAGGCUUGGUUACCGACAGCCUGUCGGGUGAACCAAUCGCCGACGCGGACGUGGAGGUGACCAACGUCACCGACGGAGAGCCGAGGCUGAUCCGCCAUAACGUCCUCACCAGCGAGAAUGGUGAAUACUGGCGGCUGCUGAUUCCCGGAACGUAUGCAGUCCGUGUCUAUCGGCGCGGCUACAUCCCCGCCCAGAAGCAGGUCAUUGUUGAGUACCAGCCCCACACGGAGGCUCAGCGGGUCGACUUCCAGCUGAAGCCGGUCGCCGCACGAGCCAUGGAAAUGCUGCUGGAAUCUGAAGCCUACAUGGAUGGCAACCAAGAGCACAGGCUACUCCCACCACCACACCCACUGAAGCAGAUGCAGCCGAUGUGAUUGCCACAUCUCGCCCGAGGCUGCAAAAUGCACAAACUGCAUAGAGUUGAAAGUUGGAAGAAAAUUGUUUAUUUGACAGCAAAGAACAUCUUGCUGCUGGAUAACAAUGAGCAGAAGUGGCAGUGUUUGCUGAAAAGCUCUCAAACAUAUCCAACAAGCCUACACAGAAAAGAAAUGGGCAGGAACACU